Molecule: messenger RNA, 3402 nt
Organism: Rhododendron vialii
Lineage: Eukaryota; Viridiplantae; Streptophyta; Magnoliopsida; Ericales; Ericaceae
Product: histidine kinase 5
Exons: 13
Coding region: 237-3266 (1009 amino acids)
Biological process (GO): phosphorelay signal transduction system; protein autophosphorylation
Molecular function (GO): phosphorelay sensor kinase activity; histidine phosphotransfer kinase activity
Source: RefSeq, a predicted model, not a curated record
CUCUCUCUCUCUCUCUCUCUCAUUAUACAAAAUUAUACAAAACGCAAGUGUGUUAUCGCCCAAAACUUUGCUAGUUAUUUUCCUUCAUUGACCGACCACUUUCUCAAGAGAUUCUUUCAGAUCUACAGUGUAAAAAGAAGAAAGCUGAAUCACAAAUCCAUUAUUGCUGUAACAACAGAGAGCCCAACAGUCUUUCCAUUACCCAGGUAUCUGAAGUGAACGUGAUAUUGACCUCAAUGGUUUGUGAAAUGGAGAACGACAAUGUGGAAGAGAUGGACAUUGAAGGCCUCUCUUCAAUGUGGCCUGAAGAUAUAAACGACGCUAGAAAGCAAUUACACAUAGAAAAGCCAGGAGCAGAUCAAGAUAUGUUGAAGGAAAUUAUAAUCACUGAGGAGCCUAGAGCUGUUGAUUUCAAGUGCCUCGUAGAGCUAACAAAUUACAGCGAGAAGGGCUCCUCUCAGUUAGCAUACCUCGUAAAGAACUGGGAAUAUAGACAGGCUAAUGCUGUGAGACUUCUCAAAGAAGAGCUUGACAACCUCAGCAAACAAAAGCAGGAAGUUGAGCUCAAGCACUUGGAGAUUUUGGAGGAACAUCGUUUUGAGGACGGUAGUUAUGGUGGUGAUAAACGUCCAAUAUCUGUAUUGGAUGAGGUGUAUGAUAUAUUGCCAGAUUUUCCUCGGAAGAUAAAGGAUGUAGUGGUUGAAAACAAAGGACUAGAAAUAGAAGCCGAGUAUGAUACCAUAAUUUACUGGAAGCAGCGCGCCAGGCAUUUUGAGGGAUUAUUGGAGGCUAGCAUCCAGAGGGAGCAGAUACUCAUGGAAAAGUUGCAGGAAAGCAUAGUGAAUUUGGAAAGGCAGUCCUCACCAGUCGAAGAAUUGUCCCAGAUUUUGAAAAGAGCUGAUCAUUACUUGCAUUUUAUUCUUCAAACUGCACCGGUAGUCAUGGGUCACCAGGAUAAAGACUUGCGGUAUCGUUUCAUCUAUAAUCCCUAUCCGAGUUUGCAUGAGGAGGAAAUUAUAGGAAAAACAGACGUGGAGAUAUUCACUGGCGCUGGUGUUAAGGAAAUUCAAGACUUCAAAAGAGAAGUUCUGGAAAGAGGAUUACCAGCAAAAAGGGAAUUUACUUUUGAGACAGAACUUUUUGGCUCAAAGACAUUUUUGAUAUAUGUGGAACCCGUGUUCAGCAAAGCAGGAGAUAAAAUUGGUGUGAAUUACAUGGGGAUGGAAGUAACUGAUCAGGUGAGGAAACGGGAAAAGAUGGUAAAACUUCGAGAGGAAAUAGCAGUUCAAAAAGCAAGGGAGACAGAACUUAACAAGACCAUUCAUAUAACAGAGGAAACAAUGCGAGCAAAACAAAUGCUUGCAACCAUGUCUCAUGAGAUAAGAUCUCCACUAGCAGGAGUCGUAAGCAUGGCGGAAAUUCUAUCCACCACAAAACUUGAAAAGGAGCAACGACAACUAUUGAAAGUCAUGCUAUCUUCAGGAGAUUUAGUUCUUCAACUUAUAAAUGACAUUCUUGACCUUUCUAAAGUAGAGUCAGGAGUUAUGAAGUUGGAAGCUACAAAAUUUAGGCCAAGAGAGGUAGUAAGGCAUGUACUUCAGACUGCUGCAGCGUCAUUGCAAAGGGUACUAAUCUUGGAAGGUCAUGUAGCUGACGAUGUUCCUGUGGAGGUUAUUGGAGAUGUUUUAAGGAUUCGACAAAUUCUCACCAACUUGAUUAGCAAUGCAAUCAAAUUCACCCAUGAAGGGAAGGUUGGAAUAAAGCUCUAUGUGGUACCAGCAGUAUCCCGUGGGUUGGGAGAAGGAUCUAAAGAGUUACAGGAACCAGAUAAAAGCUCAUCUUUGUCACAAAGUGAAAGUGAUCUGAACGUGUAUCACGAGCCAAUACAUCCGGAAGGUCCUUGCAAAAAUUCACUUAUUGAUGAGGCAAAAACCCCAGUUGAAAAUGGAACCUCGAUGGAUGGAGGUGAAGAGAACCAUCCUCAUGCAAGUGAAACAACCGUGUGGAUACGCUGUGAUGUUUAUGAUACGGGGAUCGGAAUACCUGAGAAUGCUUUGCCAACUCUAUUUAAAAAAUACAUGCAAGUAAGUGCAGACACAGCACGGAAGUAUGGUGGGACUGGACUCGGCCUAGCGAUCUGCAAACAGCUGGUCGAGCUCAUGGGAGGUCAGCUGACAGUGUCCAGCCGAGAACACCAUGGUUCCACAUUUACAUUUAGUCUACCAUACAAGGUUUCACCUGAAUCCGAUAAUUCAGAUGAUCCAGACGAGUUCUCAGAUAUGGAUGGUCAUGUAGUGGACCCCCAUGACGAAGAUAUAAGUUCUGGGGUUUUCAUAUUUGGACCACGCACUUUAGGUUCUCUUUUCUCUUCAAGUAGCUCUAGCAGAGCUCAAAACUUCUUACCGAACUGUGUUGCUCUUAAUGGCUCUCACAAACUUAAUGGGUUUUCAGAAGAUCCCAAUCCAUUUCCCGGUAGUUGCAUGUCAUCAAGAGAGGUGACAUCAUUAGAGGAUGCAUGUUCAGCUGUUGAUGGUGCCGAGACACCAUGUCAACAGGAAACUUCAAUUAGACAAAGCUCAGAUUCUAAUUCCAAAGUCACGAAUUGUAGUGAGAUACAGUCUCAGCAUAAAGAAAACGGUCAAUUCCAGGACCCUUUCAUGGUUUCCACUUGUUCCUCAAGGGUGGAAAGUGAAGAAGCAAGUGAAAAAGUAAGGCCAAAAGACUCUCAAGAAGAAGUAGAGAUGCAGGAGAGAUCUGAGAGAAGUUCUCAGUGCUCUUCUAGCAAAGGUCAAGAAAUUAUCAGAUCAAAGUUGAAACCUAAGAUCCUUCUUGUGGAAGAUAACAAGAUUAAUGUGAUGGUGGCACAGUCAAUGAUGACUCGAUUUGGUCACAACAUAGAUGUCGUGAAUAACGGAGUUGAAGCUGUGCGUGCAGUUCAGUCCUGUAGUUAUGAUCUCAUUCUGAUGGAUGUAUGCAUGCCAGUAAUGGAUGGCCUUCAAGCAACAAGACUCAUUCGUUCUUUCGAGGAAACGGGAAAUUGGGACGCUGCUGUUGAAGCUGGAAUUGAACACCAAAUGCCACAGAAUUCAGCAUCAAAUGAUCCACAAUUUAACUCGUCGCGAAACAGGAUCCCUAUUAUUGCUAUGACCGCAAACGCAUUGUCAGAGAGUGCAGAUGAGUGUUUUGCAAAUGGUAUGGACUCUUUUGUAUCGAAACCUGUUACGUUUCAAAAGUUGAAAGAAUGCCUUGAACAAUAUGUAACAUGAUAUGAUCUCCUGUAAAUGUUUGCAUCUGUAUAAAAAAGGAAAUGUGUGUUAGGAAAGUUUUGUAAUCAAUGUAACAUCUUCUGCUCAGAUUAGAGUCUCUGUUAACUUGUGUAUAUAAAUGCCAUAUUUUGCUGCA